CUCACACAGUCUCUCUCACAGUAGGACCUGCAACAUCAUGUGUGACCAGAGCUAUCCGUUCCCACAGGUCUUUCUUGUGGAUAGAGCUGAAGGUCCACAGCAUUCUGGCCAGCUUCCAAACCUUGUUCCCUGCUGGUCCUUCCCACCUGCCCAGGAAAGGGUGAGGAGCCGUGAGAAGAGUCGGGGCUACAUGGGGGUCAGCCCUGGUCUGGCCAUGGUUGUGCUGUGCCUGUUCCUGCUUGUGUUUGCAGCCCUGGGGUUUGAAUUCUACCAGAUUUACAACUUAAAGACAGAGCUGAAAAACAUAAAGAGGACGGUCAGAAAUGAGCCGGAGUCAGAAACACCUCAGAAGCAAAUUGGUCUCUAUAAACCUGGCUCGAAUGGAGAAGACACAGACAAGAGAGCUGCAGCACAUGUGAUAGGGCAGAAUAAACAAGAUGGAUCCCAUAAAACCUUGCGAUGGGAGCCGAAGGCCGGUCGGGCCUUCACAGUCGGUGGUGUGUCUUACCGGAUUGAAGAUGGAGCCCUGCAAGUCAAUGAGACGGGACUCUACCAUAUUUACUCACGUGUGGAGUUUAUCUUCAAGCACUGUAUUCCUGAACACUCAUUCUCUCACUCCGUGUUUGUGAGGAGAGCAGGACACCCCUUACCUCUGAAACUGAUGGAGGCCCACAGAGAGGGCUGCUCCCAGCAGAAGGGGAACCCAUGGACCACAGACAGUUACCUCGGCUCUGCACUGCAGCUGCAGAAAUACGACAGAGUUUUAGUGAAUGUAUCACACCCCUUGUUUCUUAGUUCACAUCAUGCCAACUUCUUUGGUCUCUACCAGAUCCAAAGAGGAUAAAGUGAUAGACUAUGUGUUUUGUU
Molecule: messenger RNA, 867 nt
Organism: Scomber japonicus (chub mackerel)
Lineage: Eukaryota; Metazoa; Chordata; Actinopteri; Scombriformes; Scombridae
Gene: faslg
Product: Fas ligand (TNF superfamily, member 6)
Exons: 4
Coding region: 38-844 (268 amino acids)
Biological process (GO): positive regulation of canonical NF-kappaB signal transduction; immune response; extrinsic apoptotic signaling pathway via death domain receptors
Cellular component (GO): membrane
Molecular function (GO): tumor necrosis factor receptor binding
Source: RefSeq, a predicted model, not a curated record